AGAUUGAAAGUUGUGGCACUGAAGGAGUGCUGAGAGAUUGAAAGCAGUGGCACUGAAGCAGUGGUUUAAGGUAGAUGCCGAUAACGGUAAUCAAACAACUAGCAACAAUGAAGAUAAAACGAAAAGAGAUACGAGAAGUAUCAGUGAAACUGAGGAAGGCUGCAGGAGGCGGUGGCGGAGGGAGCGAGACAAAAGCUGUCGUCGGGAGUCUCAAGACUGCGACGCCGCGUCGAGCAAGGGCUUGUGAGGACUGGCCGACCUCCCCAGCUCUCUCACACACACACAUUCAGCCGUGGUGGUGGUGGCGGUAGUGGCGCCGGCCACACACUCACUCACUGGCCCCCGCGCUAACACACUCACUCACACGCCGGCUGCCGUGCGUGAUACUACCCCACCAACGGCCUGCCUCCGUCCAGGCGCCACACUCCCGAGGGCACACCCACCCUCCCGCUAGCCUACCGCACCAAGUCUCUUAAAGCUCGUGCCUUCUUGCUCCCUCACCUCGGCUACUUGUAUCCUACUGGAGACAUCUAUCAAACCGUCCACAACAUCCGUCUGGAAUAUCACUAAGCACUGUGUUGAAAUUUAAUAGGAUUCCGCCCACGUUUGUUAUUAAUGAAAAAAACUAACUUGUUUAGAAAAUAUUUAUAUGAUUAGUUUUUAUUAAGAAAUUUAUAUGUAAAUAGAAAGACAUUUGAUUAAAUUUAAACUAAUAAGGUAAUUGUAAUGUGAUUGAAUUUCUCUCUUAUACGAACAAGUUGAAUAAUGGAUGUUGUCGUUGGAAAUUUUAUUACGUACGGAAGACAAGUAUUGUGAGUUCCUGGCCAGUGUUGGACCGUCAUCAGUGUGACCCAGCCUUCAAUACCACCUACACCCAUCUGCCGAGCCCGUGCCUCUCACCACCUGCCACCAGUUGUGACAGGUGGUUGCGCAGAAGGCGGCAAGGAUAGCCUGCGCGAGAGGGCACUUAGACAGUAUCGUGUGUGUGUGUGUGUACAAGACCCGAAGUGUUAAGUCUCAUAAGUAAGUUAGGUGGUUACUGGGCAGCCAGCUGGUUGCUGGUACCCAGGUAAGCUCCACCUGAGGGGUGAUGAGUGCUGUCAAAAUGCACUACUCGACCGCCACGGCCCCGUCAUUCCCCGUGCCCCGAAAUCUCUUCUUUUCAAACCUGGACGAGGUAAGAAGACCAUCCACGCCGCACUACGCCCACUACGCCCAUCCUUCCCCUCGACCAGCCGAGGCGGCGCUGGUGUGGCCUCCAGGUGGGGAGGGGUCGCACAACAAGGGGGCGGGGGUCGCGGGCGGCGUGGGCGGGUCCUCACCGCCCACGUCCCAGCAGGCGGCACCGCAGGGCCUGGUCCACUGGAUGAGCGUCAUGGCGGAACACAUGAACAAUCCUCACCACGAUGCCAUGCACUACAUGUGGAAUGGCGUCGAGAGCAAAAUGAACGUCACACCUGACCAGCACAACUCCUCGUCACCCAUGCAUAAAGGUCACCCUAACAGCUUGGACGAGAGGCUAGAUGGACGAGGCCUUGAAAUCCCUCACAACAUGGCUCCCGCGUCCCUCUACGCCCGCAGCAACGGGUCGGCGUCAUCAGCGUCGCCGCCCACGGUCUCCACGCCCUCCAUGCUUAUCGUCCCUCAACCUAUCAACGCCGCCAAGAUGCCGCCCACUCCGCCGGGCAUCGGUCAGAACCCGCCCAAUAAUGGCUCGGCCCGGAAGUACCAGUGCAAGAUGUGUCCGCAGCUGUUCGCCUGUAAACUGUCGUACCCUUCCCCACACCGGGAGAACCAGCAAGAUGGGAUCUUCGGAAGUAAGGCAGACCUGCAGCUCCACACACAGAUCCACAUGCGGGAGGCUAAGCCUUACAAAUGCUCUCAGUGUUCCAAAGCCUUCGCCAAUUCCUCGUACUUGUCUCAGCACACUCGGAUUCAUUUGGGCAUCAAACCCUACCGCUGCGAGAUAUGCCAACGUAAAUUUACCCAACUCUCCCAUUUGCAGCAGCACAUCCGCACCCACACAGGUGAUAAACCCUACAAAUGCCGUCACCCAGGCUGCAAUAAAGCCUUCAGCCAGCUGUCCAACCUGCAGAGCCAUUCUCGCUGUCACCAGACGGACAAGCCCUACAAAUGUAACUCUUGCUACAAGUGCUUUUCAGACGAAGCCUCACUCUUGGAGCACAUUCCCAAACACAAGGAGAGCAAGCACCUCAAGACCCACAUUUGUCAAUACUGCGGCAAGAGCUACACUCAGGAGACGUACCUUCAGAAGCAUAUGCAAAAGCACGCUGAACGACCUGACAAGCGGCCUUCCCUCUCAGCCCAUGGAUUACGGCAGGAUAAUCCUUACUGGCCUAAGCCAGACACCACUGCUCUCGACUCCAUGGAUGGCCGCAUGUCGGAAACUUGUCUUCAAAAUUCCCUGGACCCGACGCGUCACUUGGCUUCCCGGGAACAUAUGGACCCGCGUGCGGAGGAAUUGCGUCAUACUCCCGCCCACAUGCCUGCUUCCAACAUGUCCUACGACGCUAUUGCCACGAAGACGUCAUCAGCAUUCACGCCGAUACAGACCAGUAUGUUGCCCAUCAGCGGAGGGACACAGUUGUCCAUGGCGGCGUCAUCUUCGCAGCGUUAUUUCCCAUACGAUCCCAUCAGUUUUCCCAAGACGCACACACAAAUGCCCUCCAUGGACGUCAAGCCCAAUCAGUUCCCCAACCAGCUCAUCUCACUCCAUCAGAUUCGUAACUAUGCCCACCAACCCACUAUGAGCUCCGACUUGCUCCUUAAGGACAAGGGUGUUACUCAAUAGUGUGUCGAGUGGAAUGCGGGCCACAUCCAGGCCCCGAUGUCGACUGGGAGUGGGCCGCGUACGGCGGCCCGCGACUCAGACGCUUCUCUACGGUGCUGGGGCCGCAAAGUGUGGACCGAGCCGGUAGGAGGGGCUGAAUACAGGGUAUUGAUGGCACGGGGCAGGGGCACGGGAGAGGGCGCCACCUGGCAGCAGCAGCAGCUGUGGCCACACUCCCAGUGAGAGCCCAGUGACGAGUUGUGAUACGUGCCCGGUGAUAGCUGGACGAGGUCUGUAAGACAAAGUCUGCUGACUCUAAGGAACGCUCGCUUAGCAGGGAAACGUUAGUGUAAAUGUGCAAUAACCACACUAAACGUAAGAGGACACUCGUGUUGCAGGAACUGCUUCUCACGUAUGUUUGUAAAGACUGAUACUGUUAAGGACUGGCCGGUAUGGUGUGGUUGUGGAGAUGUGAUUGAUUGGAGAAGAAAGAGGACGAGUGGAGUUGAGGCAAGGUGGUGGUAGUGGAGCUCUGAACGCCCACAUGUAGCACCAACAGCAUCAACAGCAAACAGCAGCCAAGUGCUGUCCCGUACAAACCCACCAGAAUACAGUUCACGUUCCUCUUCACUGUUAUAGUGAGCAACUCUCCGAUAUCGUGAUAGCUAAACAAGCAAUACUGUUACUAGUUAUGGUGCCUUCCACCAUCCAUCGAAACCCAUAGGUUCCUCCAAACAGAAUUUUACUUUGACCGUAGCACAAAACAUCACUUCUUUUUAUUUUAAACUGUAUACAGGAUUUUCUACGAAAAUAUUGUAUUUUUCAUCUUUGUUUUCUUGAUCAUGUCACCACUUAGCUCUUGUUCUACCAAGCGUCCAGACUUGCUCAGUGAUGGCUGCUUAAGUCAGCAUAUUCUUUUACAAAAAAAAAAAAUCAUUAAUCUCCAAGAGGAUAUUUUUCCUUAUGGAAAGAUACACACUUAUUACCUUCACUGAACACGCCAGGACGCCAAUUUCUUUCUUCAUUAUAUCCUACCUCUAAGAAUAGACGGUUCCAGAUGACAUUGUUUUCGAUACCUUAUAAAGUUUGUGCCAGUUGGCCCCCUGUCCUCGGGUCUCUUGGCCCUGGCGUCUGGCAAGGUCCCCAUCCCACCCAAGAGUCCCCAGUGUUUGGACAAGGACUCUUACACCCUAAACCUCGUUGCCCACGCAAGACUGCCCAGCGUGUUCGCGGGCAGUACUAACCUCCUCCAUCCAGGAAGUAUACGAUUAUUUCUACGUUAUGUCUCGUGUGUGUAUCAGAUAAAGUCUGAAGUCUCUUGUAGUUGCAGGUUUUCCCAUUAUGAAACAUAUGGGUCUUAAGAAGAGCUUCUGGCAGACUCGAAAAUGUGUGUUUUUUAAAGAUUCACUUUAGAUACUGUAAGUCUAUUAUUUUGAAAAAAAAAAAACCAAUGUAUGAAGCCAGUUUAACGGCUUAACAUUCGGAAGACUGUAGAUUUGCUGUGAAUCCUGCCAGGGGUUCACCUGUUAUGACCCUUAAUUCUCAGACCUCACUUGAGUCGACUUUGUAAAGGCAAUCAGGGGCCAAGCAUCAAAACUCCACAUGUUACAGUAUUCAGCACUUCUCUAUAAUCUACAUUCUUCCGCAAACAUUUACAGGUACUUUACACUUUGACUUCAGUCUCUAAGGACACUACUUUUGUAUGCUGCAAAAGUUCUGUAUUAUGCAUGGGUAGAAGGUUAUGAAAAGUACUUAGUAGGGUACAUAGCUAAUACGACUCGUUACUGUUUCCUUUUGUACUUACGAAUAUAGGGAGUGAAAUAAUAGGAUAAUGUUGGUUCGUUUUCUAUAUAUUUGCAUGGAUAAUAGAAUGUAGCAACAUCUUCUGUCGUAUAUAAUAUGAAAAAAGUGAUGUUCAUAGACAAAGGAGGUAAAAAGAAUUGUUUGAAAGAAUGAAUGAAUGUUUGGAAAGUUUGGAAAUUCUACUUUUGCUUACUUCCAUAGUAAGCAUUGUAUACUUGGGGCCGCAUUAUCGAUGCGCAUUUAAAAUCGGGCUGUUUUACUUCAAGUUUCUGAGAUUCAUAAGUUUCUGAGAUGUUACAUCUGAAGGGAAUUCAGUAACACCUAUGUGACUUUGUCAAAAGAGUGAAAUAUGUGAAGAUAAAUUUAAUUAGCCACGGCACGCUGACUACAGUUAUCACCUGACAGCCUUCCGGAUCUACAAUACGGCCCUCAGAUUGUCAGUGAUGAGUGAUUUUUGUACAGUAGCCGCAGUGAAGUCCAACCUCCCCAGAUGAUAUUACUGUAAGUGAAACUAUACAUCAAAAUAUGUUUGCUCAACAUAGCUACUUGUUCGUUUGGCACGUUAACAGAUGUUUGUGUUAAUUGUUAAUUCAAGUGUUGACUGUUAUAAACGGCUCAUAAAAGUCACACUAAAGCGGAGUUCUCGUAUUCAACAUGACUAGUUUUGUUUAGGCUGAAGGUUCUAGUGGGCUGGCAACAUGUGCCAAUCAGAAGGAACCUUAGCUUAGACAAACAAGUUGUGCUUUCAACGAAAAUUCCUCUUCUUGGGAAGCCUCAAUAUUGCUGAAGGUCCAGAGCCCAAAGUGUACUCACUCAGAAAGGGAAACAGUAAGAAAGUUUCUGGGUAUUUGAACAGCAUUCAGCGACUAGAGUUUACUUUCCAGUCUGUGCUAAUAUGUUUUUUUAACUCUUGAAGUAUGAUGACAAAUGCAAGUGCUAAUGUUUGUCAGAGUAUAAGUCGCAAUUUAGAGGUUUAAAUGGCCUGAAGUGCAUUCGUGACAAGUAUUAUCACCACCCUUUCCCUACGUAGUUUCUUGGCCUCACUUUAAUGAAUAAAAAUGUCCUUAGCACAAAGUUACAGUUAGAGAUGGUAGGUGACAGACUAUGUGAUAGGGUCACCUGGUGUCUACACUCAAGGCUCUGGACAGCAAGGCUUAACCCACACGUCCUCGCAGUAUGGCUGAAAGCUGCGUGCAUGGCUUACUGAAUCCCCCCCAAAAUUUUCGUUUUAGCAAGAGAGUACCAUAACUGAAGUAAAAUAGUUAAGUUCAGCCCUUAUUUUGUUCACUUCUCUUUGCCACUCCUGACCGUGUUAUUAUUGUUUCCGCAAUGCCCCUAAAUCCUUUCAGGUUUUCCCUAUUUAUUGUUAUUUUCACGUAUUUCCUGUCUUAAGUUUUCAGUUUCUUGUCCUUGCUUAUAGCUAUCCUCAGUCUUGGCGGCCUGGCCAUGACCUUGACAACCUGGCCAUAAUCUUGAUAGUCUGGUCUGGAUAAGGGUGAUCUUCCUCAGCGUCUUGACUGCCUCGGUGCGGUUAAGUGACGUUUGUGUAUCCAGCUUUUGAGUCCGUUCAGUCGUUAACAUUUUCCUUAUGAAGAUUUAUGUACAUUUUUUUUCGCUCGAGAGCGUUAUAUUUUUAAAAGUCGUUAUAUUUGUAUUUUUUUUAUUGACACAUUUUAAUUGGGAAAUUAACGAGGCGCUUUGUAUGGUGUGAUAUUAAUAGGCAGAGUAAGACAAGCUGUUGGGCCCUCAGGAGGCGGAUUCACCUGAAGUGUGCUUCAGGCUACUGGGCUUGUGCUGAAAGCUAAAGGCCAUUUCUUGCUCUUAACAGUGUAUGACGCUGUCUAAAUUGUGUUAAAUAUAGCCCCGAAGCGUGGUCUGACCCACCAUCUAGCCCCUGGGUGGUCUAAGGUGCAGGGAGGUGGAGAUUACGGGUGUUACCGGGCGUUCAUCUGGGAAAAUUAAGGUUGGCCCGGGACUCCAGUGAUCACAUACGGUUACUUCCUUCCCCUACGGAAGUGACGAGGGCAUCUGAUGCCAAAACAAGAUUUUUUUUUUUUGUAAAUUGUCUUGAUAUGCGAGAACUUAGGAUAACUGGGCUUUCAGUCUAUCGUUGGUAUUGAGUGGUGAGAGCAGCUGCCCAAGAGGACCCCGGUGUAAAUAAUGCAGGAGUGUGUAUAAAAAAAAAUAAGUGCGUCAUCCUCACGUCGCCGAGUAACCGGAGUUUAUCUUAAAAAAAAUAUUUGUUAUGGUGCUGCAUUCGUAUUCCUGGUUGGUUAUCAUUUGUUAUCCAGAUGUUGCAUUUUAGUACCAAGUUUACCGUUAUUCCACAAAUUUCCGUUAUGUAAAUGGGGCAAAAAAGCAAUCUUUUUAGCCUGUUGAGAAAGAUAUAAAAGGGUUUCGUUGCCCCUACUACGGUAGUGGAGUGUAGUACAAAGUAGGCUGAGUAAGAUUAAGCUUAGAUGUAACAUGUUAAUUGGUGGAAGAUCUUUCUCAAUGAGCACAACAGACCCAGGAUUUUUUUUUUAUGACAAAAGAGGUGGGUGGUACAGGGUCAAUGCUAUGACCUCCAGUAUCCAUGACACUUGGUUAAGUACGCAUGUCCUCCGUAAGCGGGGACAAUUUUUACAGGGUAUUUUAUUCUAUACUGACUCUGUACCCACCCCACUACUACCUCCACCCUCGGUUAUCUCGCUAUUAAUACUGUACGUCAAGCCGACACGUUUUUAAGUGUUGCCAGGGAAUCCGUUCCCAUUUUCUGUAGUUAUAGCUACUUUCCUUUGUUUACAUCCUUUUUCUUUGAUUGCCCAUCCUACCCCUUACGUUUCUACCGCUUGGUCAAUGCUUGUUUGCAUAUGAACGGAUGGAAGUUGUUUUACAAGCACAUCUCUCUGUAGGUAAUAUUUGUAGUGAUCAUAGGCUCUCUUUUUCCUCUAUCAAAUUUGUGAUAGCGCAACUUAGUAAUAUAAAUAGUGUUAUUUUAAUGUGGGAUGUUACAAUGAAGAUAAUCGUGAAUGCAGGGGAAACUGGGCUACAUCAUACUGUAAUAUAAUUAACUUUUCUCUGUGUUCCAUAAGGGGUUAAAAUGGUUGAGCUGUUGUAAUGUCUCUGUACAAUUAUAUUUGUUCAAUCCUGUAAAAAAAUUCACGAUUCUGUUACCUCUUCAGUGACAAUUGUUUUCAAGGAGACGUUUGACACUCAGUAGAUGGAUUUAUUCUGUUAUUAAAAAUAUGCCAUGUAACCCAAAAAAGAUAAUAGGGGCCUUUUAGCGCAUAACAUUGAUUGUAAUUGAUUUGUAUAACUUAAUCCUGAAUGUAACAUUCUGAAUGGCGUAAAUGGAAUUAUUUUUAUUAUUUUUCUUAGUGUGCGUAGAUCUGCCAGUAACUGUACAUUAUAGCACUAUCUGCAGACGCGCCGUUAGACACAAUAUAUUUUGUCCGUUUAUUUUUGUUAUUGUUUCGUUUCCUAGUAAGAACGGGAGAAUGGUUUGACGAUGAUAGUGUGGAUUCUCUCCCAGAUGCCUCUAUCUCUCUUUCUCUCUCUCUCUCUCUUUAUCUUAUUUUUUACAUUCUAUAUCAUUUCUAAUUUUAAUUUUGUGUUUUUUUUUUAGAAUAAUUAAAGUCACCCAUGUAAUUUUUUUCGUUUUAUUUCUUCAAUCCUUUCCCCCCCCCUCCACUGAAGACAUUGGUUGUUCAUAACGACGUAAUAAAUGGUGCUGGUUUAUGAACUAUGCAUGGCCGAGUAGAUUAGAGAAGAUGGUGACGGCAAUGAUGGCUGGACAAGAGGAUACUAUUUUGGUAUACGCGGUACUGUGAUAAGAAUGGAUGUCCUCAACUGGUGACUAGUUAUGGUGGAUCCCACAAAAUUGCACAUGGCUACAAGACUUAGCAAGACUCCGCAGCCGCCAUUGCUAUACUGGGAGUUAUGUUGUAUUAUAUUUUAUACAAAUAUCAUUUAUAGAAAGAACUACCAGAACGGAGUUUGACCAAAGUUCCUAUAAUAGUGAAUAUUACCCCCAAUAACCCUCUAUUCCCCUUAUAGAGACUGAUAUUGAUUAAGGUGUAAGAGUAAUGUUAGUGAGCUUUUAUUAUCCCACUGCCAUCGUGUCAUUCUUUGUCUGCCACACGUUGAAGAACCUCCUUCUCUUAUCACCUGAUUAAUUCAGAGAUGUUACGAUACUUCCACGUUUGGCAGGCCUAUGCAUCAUCCUCCUCAACGGAGACCGUAACCUCCUCAAACUCCCCACUUUCAACAUUAACUUUAUUGUAGUUUUACCCAAAGAGAGGAGGAGCGGACUCUUAGGUCAUUGCUGAAAAAUUAGCAGUUUAAAUAAUUACAUUUUUAUCUUUUCAACAAACUCUUGGAACAGAAAUUUCUAGUAAUGACUUAGAUUUCCACCUUGUUUGCUGUGAGCCUCAUUUUCCUUGUGAUGUUGAAUGGAAAACGAGCCUUAACAAGGCCUCCAAUAAGACUCAAGCGCUCGCUUUCUUAUUCAACGCUUAAAACUAUCCGAGUAAUCAAAUAUAACCUGAUUCAAAGCAAUCAGUCAUAGCGAGAUGGUGUCGUGUACUGAACUCAGCAGCACACGUUACUCUCAUGUGCUAAGUCUCCUAGGUAGAAAUUUUACAACAAAGUAUUGCUAUUGAAGCACUUAAUGCUUACAGUGAAGUGGUCGACCAGAAUCAAGUGUUAGUUUUAAGCGUUUUGUAAGAAAACGAACGGAGAGGCUGAUCCAAACGUCAUGAUAUUGCCGCCCUCUGAAUGUACUCUCAAGCCCCCGAAAGCACACGUUAACAGAUGUUACAAAAAAGUUCAAAAUUAACUUGCAUCACAACUCUUGUUAACAUGUGUUACCCAGAGCUCAAAGUUAACUUUCCACAACCCUCGGGAGGAUCGACAUAAUCACUUGAAAAUUAAUGUCGGAAAUGGAAGUUAAAACCUCCAGCAGGUCAGGAAGAGCAUUAGGCUUUCAAGGUAGCUGCCCACCUCUCACAUUCUCAGUAAAAUAAAUUACAUUUACUACAUAUCAAAAUUUAUUUCCAAAGUGUCACAAUGCAAACAUUUACUGGGAAAAAAAAGUAAGUUGUAGCCCAAUCUUCAUAUAUAUAAAAUGUCAUAAAAUUAUUUUGAAAUUGCUGGUAAACAAAGGUGCGAACCACUACAUAAACCAAGGUGGGUAGUCACUCUGUUCGCAUACAAACCUGACAUUAUAAUCAGUCUCUGAAUGUUUAUAUCAUGGACCGACAGGUAAAGCUGAAUGAGAGUGAGAACACGAGAGGAAAAAAUAUCGUAAUAUGUAAAUGGUCCCUCAUUUCUGUUAGCCAAGGACGAGUCUCCACUGUGCUCUUCUGUGGUGUUGACGCCAUGCAUGCGCGCUGGCCAGUGCCUCUCUCUAAGCGUGCCAACACCACGGCAACCGCGUACAAACUAUACCUAAUCUGUGUUGGUGGCCCUGGGGUGUGGCACCUAGGAGCUUGAGUCGCCAGACUAGCGUUCCUGUCUCGCGGCAACACUGUCAUAGAUACAAACAACUGUAUUUGUUCCCCCGAAAUAUUUGUCUGCGCGAGACCCUUCCCAUGUAGAUGGUAGUGUUGUUUUCCUCACUAUCCUAGAGGUGUUGAUUUGCGUUGUUUAGCAGUGAUUGAUAUUGUCUUAACAGGGAAAUAUUUUGCCAGUAUUUCUCAUC
This is a messenger RNA of Cherax quadricarinatus, 10277 nucleotides long. The record is from RefSeq and is a predicted model, not a curated record. Lineage: Eukaryota; Metazoa; Arthropoda; Malacostraca; Decapoda; Parastacidae.